Diuraphis noxia (Russian wheat aphid) is the source of this 1086-nucleotide messenger RNA. RefSeq names its product ATP-dependent DNA helicase PIF1-like. The record is from RefSeq and is a predicted model, not a curated record. NCBI's taxonomy places the organism in Eukaryota, Metazoa, Arthropoda, Insecta, Hemiptera, Aphididae.
AUGUUACUUGAAGAUGAUGAACAUUUGUACGCAGCACUAGAAGAGGCAGCACUUUGCCAAUCUCCGCAUAUGAUACGGGAUCUAUUUACGAUUAUAUUAGUGUUUUGCCAAGAUUCCGUGGAUGCAGAAAACUUAGCGGACGUAGUGUUGAACAAAUGCUUAUCGAUAAUAGAAGAUGCUGUGUUAGCAUUAGGUGGUCAGCCACUUAAAGAAUAUGGCUUACCUCAGCCAAGCAACUCUGAACAUUUCGACUUAGUAGCCUUAGAAGACGUCGUAAGAAACAAUGAAGAAUCUCUGAAUGACGAACAAAAGUUUGCUUACAAUCACAUUAUUACAAGUGUUAAUAAUAAUGAGGGUCGAAUAUACUUUUUAGAUUCUCCAGGUGGAACUGGAAAAACUUUCUUAAUCAAUUUGAUUUUAGCGAAAGUUAGAAGUACUCGCGACAUUGCCUUAGCUGUAGCAUCUUCUGGAAUCGCAGCUACACUGCUCGAGGGUGGUCUAACGGCCCAUGCUACCUUCAAAUUACCACUCAAUCUAACAACUUCGGUUACUCCCUUUUGUAAUAUAUCAAAACAAAGUAAUUUUGCGGAAGUUUUAAAAGAUACAAAAUUAAUAGUGUGGGACGAAAUUACAAUGGCGCAUAAGGGUGGUGUUGAGGCUUUAAAUAGAUCUCUAAAGRAUAUAAGGGGAAAUAAAAGGUUAAUGGGUGGUGUAACGGUUUUACUGGUUGGAGACUUUAGGCAGACUCUACCAGUAGUACCAAAAGGAACCAGAACUGAUGAAGUCAAGUCAUGUCUUAAAAGAUCUAUUUUAUGGUCUAAGAUUAAUAUACUCAAACUGUUAAAAAAUAUGAGGGUAAACUUGGAAGAGGAAAAGUUUGCUGGUGGAUUUGCAGAUCUUUUACUUGAAAUUGGCAAUGGUGAUUAUCCAUCGWUUGAUAAAAUGAUAACUAUCCCAGAAAAUUUGUGCACAGUUGUAACUACGGUUCAGGAUUUAAUAUCAAAAAUGUAUCCAGAUAUUGCUCAUAUUCAUGAUAAGCCUAUGGAAUGGUUGUAUGAACGUGCUAUACUCACUGAUGUCUUUUGA